AUGGCGCCCUCGCCGAGCCACUCCGGCGUCUCCUCCUCCUCUGAUGACGACGAUGCUCCCCCCGUCGCCCCAGCCUCCUCUUCUGUGAUUCAAGGCAUCUCCAUCCGCCACCAUGUUCCGGUCAUCCUCGACAUGGACGAAGGCAACUACGGCCAGUGGCGCUUCUUCUUCGACUCCACGCUCGGCAAGUUUGGUCUCCGCGGCCAUGUUCGCACCACCACUCCCUCUGCGGAUCGCGACGGCGAGUGGCGCAUGGUGGACUCUUGCAUCGUCAACUGGAUCCUCACCACGGUCUCCAGCAGCAUCUUUGACAUGGUUCGGCGCGAUCGCCAGGACGCCUUCUUCCUCUGGCACGCCAUUGAGGGUUUGUUCCGCGACAACGAGCUGCAGCGCGCCGUCCUCCUCGAGACCGAGCUCCGCUCCGUGCAGCAAGGUGACAUGUCCAUCAACGACUACUGCACCAAACUCAAGCGCCUCGCCGACAAGCUGCGGGACAUCGGCCAUCCGGUCUCCGAACCGAGCCAGGUCCUCAACCUCCUCCGUGGCCUCAACCCUCGCUAUCGCUACGUCAAGCCGGUGAUCACUUCCAAGUACUAA
Messenger RNA from Panicum virgatum (switchgrass), 597 nucleotides. RefSeq lists its product as uncharacterized. Lineage: Eukaryota; Viridiplantae; Streptophyta; Magnoliopsida; Poales; Poaceae. The coding region runs from base 1 to 597 and encodes 198 amino acids. The record is from RefSeq and is a predicted model, not a curated record. The transcript has a single exon.